Molecule: messenger RNA, 1841 nt
Organism: Bombus huntii
Lineage: Eukaryota; Metazoa; Arthropoda; Insecta; Hymenoptera; Apidae
Product: trans-Golgi network integral membrane protein 1-like
Exons: 4
Coding region: 331-1755 (474 amino acids)
Source: RefSeq, a predicted model, not a curated record
UAUUAUAUAUAUACAUAUAUAUUAAUAUAAGAAGAAAGAAAACGUUAUAUUAUUGUCCAAUUGUAAACCUUUUAUACAUUACGCAAAAUGAUUUAAUUACUAAAACGACCUUUUAGGUUACGUAUGCUUAAUCCAGAAGAAAGAUGGCGCAUAUGUAAAAUUCUAUGAUAUUAAAUGCGUUGUUGGGGUUAGUAUCAAAUUAAAUUGUGAAAGGUUAUGUUCAUUAUAAUCGCAAAAAGUAAUACAGUACUCGCAGUAAUAGAUGUGUUGGAGUGAUUACUAAGGAAAUUAAAAGUGAUAUAGAAUAUUGACUUUGUAGAUAAAGGAAUUAUGGAAAACUACGCAAAUCGUUCACUUUUCGGUUUUACUAUAUUCGUUUUUUUUCUUUACUGUAUGAAAGUGUCAGAUGUACUAAGUGCACCAACAACCCUACGUAUUAUAGAUGUAAUAAAAGCUAAGAAUUACUUAAAUUGUAAUGUACAACCGUUUUUUUACGAAAAUAAUAUUACAUCAGUUUGUAAUAAUUUAACAUAUUCUGUGGAUGAGCAUGAUUUAAAGUCAACGAAUAUCCUUUUAUGUUUUGCAUUCCUUGAUGGAUUGUAUAAAGUUUGUCACUCUAAUGAAUUUCCCAAGGAAUAUAAUAAUACAACUACAUUUUAUUCAUAUAUUCAAAGUUUGGUCCCUGGUGAAAAAGAAAGAGAUAAAGAUGAGUUUUGUGGCAAUAUUAGUGACAUUAAUAUUGCAUAUAAACAAUUGGAACGUCAGUUAUCAUAUAUAAAGUCGUUACGUUUCUGCUAUCAGGAAUGCUUUGAUAAAUCAGGUAAAUUUACUCCACUUUGUGCGAUAUUAGCAUGGAACAAACAUAUUAGUGAUACAAAACAAGUAAAUACAAAUAAUAAGUCUCAAGGUGACACGAAUGAGAAAGAAGAUGAUAAAGAUGUAAAACCAGAUCCACAAGUACUGCAUCCUAGUCCAGGAAUAGACAAACCUUCCAGUGAAGCAUUAAAAGGAAAUGAUGAUAAUAAAAAUAAAACACAAAUAGAUAGACAUAUUGAUGUUAAAGCUGUUGUAACUAUGCCACUAGUACAAGGAAAACAGAAUAAUACUAAAUCCUCUAUAAUAUCUAGUGAAAGUAACAUCGAUGGUAUCAAUACAUCUCCAACAGGCUAUAAAAGAAAGGAGUCACAAAAUGGAAAAGAUGAGGUUCUUGAAAAUAUAGAACCACCGCCUAAAAGUAAUGACAAAGUAGGGAUAGGAAAAGAAGAGAUAACUAAUACAAAUUCUGUAAAUAAUGAAGAUGGAGGAAAUAAGAAUGAUGGUAGUGAGGAUGUCACAACAAGUACAUUAUCAGAAAACACUCAGGAACAAGGUUUUAGUCAUGAAUGGAAUUCCAACGUGCAAGGUGAUGAAUUAUCUAUUGAUCCAAAUAAUAGACCUGAACAGCCUGAGGAUACAGCAGAUCAAGGUCUGGGUAUGACUGAACAGAAAAAUGUGAUGUCUAGUUACAAUAAUAUCAGGCCAGAUGAAGAAUCCCACUUUUUUACUUACUUCAGUAUAAUUUCCUUAAUCUCAAUAGCUGCAUACAUUGGUUAUCAUAAUAAACAGAAGAUAUUAGCUAUUGUAUUGGAAGGACGAAGAUCACGUAAUCGCGGUAGACGACGAUCGAGUACAGUUAAUUAUACUAAAUUAGAUUGUACACUUGAAGAAGCAGUUACAUCACAGUGUAAUGCAAAUGUGACCCAUGUCAUAUAUUAAUGCAUGUAUCAAAUAUUUUAAAGCUACUGUAUAAUAGUACUUGUGUAACAUAUUUUGUACUGAAGUAUAUUUCCAUUGUAAUAUGA